AUGGACCCCUCGGAAGUUCAGCUGCAAGAGAUAGAAGACAAAGAGUUUAAGAAGGAGUGGCCGAGGCUGUUGACAGAAGCUGAGGUGAAGAAAAUCAUCGAUAUGCCUGGCAACCAGACAUGCGCCGACUGUGGCCAUGCUACUUCCCUGUUGCCAACAUGGGCAUCCAUCUCCUUUGGAGUGGUGCUGUGCUCACAUGCAGCAGGAAGACACCGAAGUCUUGGCGCCCACAUCAGUCGAGUCUUCUCAUUGACCCUGGACAAGUGGGAUAGAGAAAACUACGAGCGGAUGCUGAAAACUGGCAAUGACUUGGCAAACUCAGAGUUGGAAUGCAAGCUGCCAGAAGGCUUUACGAAGCCGUGUGAGACUGGCGACAACUUUGCAGAGUUCAUGGUGGCUCUGGACAAGUUUGUCAGAUCGAAAUACCAAGAAAAGGCCUUCACCCGAAGCGGCAGCGGUAAGCUGGUUGAGUCUGCGCAGACCAAAUCGAUGGCAACCAUUGGAUCAAUGCAAUUCAGCGGAGUUCUUCUGAUCAAAGUGAAAUCAGCUCGUCAGUUGAUUUGCCUGGAUGUCACAAGCCAAAGCGAUCCAUAUGUUGCUGCAGAGAUGGAGGGAGGGCAGCAGAAGGUGCGAACCAAGACCGUGAAAGAUUGCGCCAAUCCUGUUUGGGAUGAAGUCUUGAUGCUGAACGUUCGCAAUUUUCGAAGCGAUGUGCUGAGACUGGCGGUGUGGGAUGCUGACACACUCAGUGAGGAUGACAAAAUUGGCCACUGUGAGAUUCCGCUCCGCCAUCUCUUGCGGCGAGCUUCCAAUGACGAGCAUGACGAGGGUCACGUUCGUCGCAUGCCCGACGUCGCGACGACGGGGGUCUUCGACGAUUUGAUUCUGACGGGUGGGGAUCCACACCCCUGCAUUUGUGUGCGGCUGUUCCAAAGGAACACGCCACGUGGGUUUUUAAGCGUUGAACUCACCUAUCAACCUCUAGAAUGA
This is a messenger RNA of Durusdinium trenchii, 990 nucleotides long. Lineage: Eukaryota; Dinophyceae; Suessiales; Symbiodiniaceae. The record is from the annotation of a GenBank genome assembly.